UUUUUUUUUUCCGCCCUUCUUCCUUUUCUAUUUCUAAAUAUAAAUCGAAUGAGCUCAAUCAAGCAAAACUGGACGCUUGAAUUUAAAAAAUUAUGGUUAAGUAAAUUGACAGAAUCUAUUAAUUGCAUAGCUGUUGGAAAGCCUUUUUUGGAAGAACUUAGCGAAGAAAAUGACAUUCUGAUUGGUACAACAGCUGGACGUGUAUUAAUCUUGAAUCAAACUAAACCUGUUGAAGGGCUUUUAGAAACAAAAGGUGGAUCUGUUCAAUCUAUUCAACUCCAUGAUUUAACAGGUUUUGGUGCACUAGAUCUUGCAGUUGCAGAUUGUGAUGGUGUUGUUACUUUAUUUUCUAGACAGCAAAUCUUAAGUAAACAUGAACUAGGAUCUGCAAUCACCUACAUUACUAUACACAAUGAUUUGGCUGGAGGUUAUGAAAUUAUAGCAGGAGAUAUUAAUGGAACAAUAACAGCUUUUCAGCAACAUGACACUUUAUGGAAACUAAAUAUUGCAGAAGAAUCAGCUAAACUUGCAACAUUAGGGAUGAAAGGACGACGAUCACCUUCAAUUCGCUGUAUGUUAUCGACAAAACUAAAAGAUAAGUUUGGUAUGGAAAUGUCAUGUUUAUUAGUAUGUGAUGGUUGGCCUUUAGUUCAUUUUAUUCAAAGUGGUGAAAGAAUACAAACACUUAGAACACCUAGCGUUAUUCAGUCGAUGUGUUCAGGUUACUUUAUAAAGUCAAAUGACUCGAGUAAAUUUUUUCAACAUUCGAAAAAAAAGGCUGGAUCUUAUAAACUUGAUUCUCAACAAGUGCUGUUAGCGGGCCAAGAUGGAUUUGUAUAUAUAAUGAUUGAUUUUGAAAUAUUUCCAUGGUUUAAUGUAGGCUUUUGUUUAAAUCGCGUUAUUCAAUUUCGACCCUCCUCUUUACCAAAAGAUGAAACAGAUAUAGUGUUGUGUACAGGUUAUUCAAAUGAAGUACUCAUAUAUCAGAAUGGAAAGAAAAUUACACAAAUACGUACUUCUGAUUGGCCACAUGCAAUCACUUUAGGUGAUGUAAACGCUGAUGGUCAAGACGAGCUUGUAUUAGGUCUUUUAGAUCAAACAAUAGAAGUGUAUGAAUGGAAGAUAGAUGGCAUUUAAUAUUACUAAUUAUGUCUAUAUUAUUAAACUAUUUAAUUUAAAUAUGAA
This is a messenger RNA of Cokeromyces recurvatus, 1185 nucleotides long. RefSeq lists its product as uncharacterized. The transcript has 7 exons. The record is from RefSeq and is a predicted model, not a curated record. Gene Ontology annotation, molecular function: protein binding. The coding region runs from base 49 to 1137 and encodes 362 amino acids. NCBI's taxonomy places the organism in Eukaryota, Fungi, Mucoromycota, Mucoromycetes, Mucorales, Mucoraceae.